This is a messenger RNA of Symphalangus syndactylus (siamang), 775 nucleotides long. Its product is annotated as leydig cell tumor 10 kDa protein homolog. NCBI's taxonomy places the organism in Eukaryota, Metazoa, Chordata, Mammalia, Primates, Hylobatidae. The record is from RefSeq and is a predicted model, not a curated record.
AUGGAGCUGGAAGCGGCAGAACCGGGCUGCAACUGGAGCGUCGUAGUGACUGAUGUGAUGGCAACACACAUAGCCCUUCAACACGUGGACCCAACUUUUCUCCCUGGCCUCAUCAGCAAUACUCCUGCACGUGCACCUUAUAGUCCAGAUCCAGCUGGCCUCUUCCGCUGCGUGCCGGAUCCUAGCACAGGGGCAGCGCAAGUUCCAGGCGCACAAGCCAGCGAAGACGCAGCGGCGGCCCCUGAAAGGAACCGGGGCCGCAGGAAAGACGGUCGUGUUACAGCUCCCAAGAAGGCGCGCGUUGGUCAGCAGCAAAAGCUUAAGAAGAACCUAGAAGUCGGGAUCUGGAAGAAGAUCGAACAUGCCGUGGUGAUGAAAGCCAGCAACAGCCUGUCCAAGAAGCUGGCACUGCUGAAGGCCUCGACCAAGAAGAAAGGGGCGGCUGCUGCCACCUCCUCCAACAAGACACCUUCCUGAGGACGCUGGCCCCAGCACAGGCCAACACCACAGCCCCCGCAUCCACGAUGGGACCUUGCAGGUGAUCCCACAGGCUGCACUGUCAGGAAGAAGACCCUGUUCCCCAGCACUGGGUCUCACUUAGAACUUCGUUGGGAGCCUGGCCCUUGGGCAGCAGACCCUAGGGUGCUGAGAACCCAGCAAUGGCCAGGAAGAUACAGUCACCAAUCUCAUCUGCCCCUGUCCCCCUUCCCAGGUCCUACCUUCACAGGUUCAACACAGAGCAAUAAACCUGGCUUUGUCAUUAAAAAAAAAAAAA